Messenger RNA from Hibiscus syriacus, 2290 nucleotides. RefSeq names its product geranylgeranyl transferase type-2 subunit alpha 1-like. Lineage: Eukaryota; Viridiplantae; Streptophyta; Magnoliopsida; Malvales; Malvaceae. The transcript has 8 exons. Gene Ontology annotation, cellular component: Rab-protein geranylgeranyltransferase complex; cytoplasm. The coding region runs from base 62 to 2149 and encodes 695 amino acids. Gene Ontology annotation, biological process: protein geranylgeranylation. The record is from RefSeq and is a predicted model, not a curated record. Gene Ontology annotation, molecular function: Rab geranylgeranyltransferase activity; protein binding.
UUCUCGCUUAAGAAAAGCGUAUCGCCAAGCCAAAGCUACAUCGGAAACCGUACUGCAAAAAAUGCACGGCCGACCCCGAAAAGCGCCCAAACCAGAAGACGAAGCGGCUGCUACUGCCAAAGCCCAGAAGCUUCGCGCUCUCCAAACUCAGUUCUUCUCCUUUCAUCAUAGUAAAAUUUACACAAAAGAUGCGGUUGAACUCAGUGCUAAGCUUCUCGAGAUCAAUCCUGAAUCCUACACAGCCUGGAACUAUAGGAAACUCGCUGUCGAACACUAUCUGAGUCAGCCCGACUGUAAUCCUGAUUCCGUCAAGUCCGUUCUCAAUGAUGAACUCGGAGUGGUCGAGAGUGCAUUGAGGCAAAAUUUUAAGUCAUAUGGAGCGUGGCAUCAUCGUAAAUGGGUUCUAAGCAAGGGCCAUUCAUCGAUCGAUCACGAGCUGAGAUUGCUGGACAAGUUCCAGAAGGCUGAUUCUCGUAAUUUCCAUGCAUGGAAUUAUAGGAGAUUUGUUUCAGAGUUGAUGAACAGAUCAGAAAAGGAUGAAUUGAAGUAUACUGAGGAUAUGAUUUAUACUAAUUUUAGCAACUACUCAGCAUGGCAUAAUCGCAGUGUAUUGUUGUCUGCUUUACUUGAGAAAAAGGCUGAAGGGUUUCUCUCAAAAGAGAACGUCUUGCCAGAGGAGUAUGAGUUUAUACACCAAGCUAUAUUUACGGACCCUGAUGAUCAAAGUGGAUGGUUUUAUCAUCUUUGGCUUCUAGACCAAACAGUUACAAUUGACUAUCCUCUCCUUGUUUCUACUUGGCCUGCUCAUGGUUCUGAUGUCUUUCUAGUGGGAGAUAGGUGCCAAAUCGGUUCUUCUUCUCCAUUCACAACUCUGUUUUCUGAUUCAGGAUCAUUUCCAAUUGUUCUUUAUUUUAAUCAACCUGUUGAGGGUGUAAGCUCAUCUACAGUUUCCAUUGAAUGUGGGUUUAAUAAAAGUAAAGAUCUUCUUUGGGAACCACUUUCUGUAAGUAAUUCACAAACUGCACAAGUUUGGGUUGCACAUUUAAAAUUUCCAACUUCAGAGCUUGAUUCUUCAGUUGAAGUUAGUGUUGGACACACUAAGGAAAUUGUUUCAAGAAGAGGGUUUCAAUAUAACCAUCCUUCAACGUUUUCAUUUAAAGUACAUGUACAGCCUGUGGAAAGAGAUUCUUCUCAAGUUUCAGUUGCAGAAAAUAUUUUAUGGAGAGAAGAAAAUUUCAACGUCUACGGAGAACAAGCGGAGGAAUCAAUUCCUAUUGUCUCUUUUGAUCGACUAUGUAUCAAGAAUGGCCAUGAAUCAGCUGCAUCUAACUGGCGCAUUGAGGCUUUAGCUAAAGAGAUUGAAUGCUUCCGUGAAUUGCUAUUGUUGAUGGACUGCAAAAUUGGAAAGCUUACGCUUGCUAGAUUAUUGACGGCUUAUGAUGCUAUGCUAUUUCCAUUUGCUAACAAACUGGUUCAUUCAGAAGAAGUUCUUGAACUGUAUAAUGAUUUGAUGAAGUUGGAUCCAACUCAUCACCGUUACUACAAGGAUGAAUAUAGCUCCGUCUUGCUACAGAAAAUGACAUCUAGUAAAGAGUCUUUACUGCAACACUGCUUUCGGUAUAAGGACUCAGUUUCAUCAGCUAUUGGCAAUACUAUCUGUCUUCGGCUGAAUAACUUGUCAUUAUCGCGAACAAGAGCUUUAGAGAAAUUACUGUGGGUCCAAAUGUUAGAUCUCAGCCAUAAUGAACUACAAUCAAUUGAAGGAUUGGAAGCUAUGCAGCUCCUCUCUUGUUUGAAUUUGGGAAACAAUAAACUGAGAAGUUUAACUGCUCUGGAGCCUUUGAGAAAGCUGAAGUCAUUAAGAGUACUGGAUAUUUCAUACAACCAGAUCGGUGAUCAUUCUAUCGACACAACAAGGUACUUGUGCUGUUCUCCUCUGUCACAUUCCGUUGGACGCGAAUUGAACAAGGAUGAAACCGUGAUCAACGAUGUUACUCUAAACUAUUGGGAGGCUUUUUAUGUGUUUAGGGACUUGAACUUGUAUCAAUUAGAUAUAGUGGGAAACACGAUUGCUGAUGAAAAGUUUAAGCCGGUUCUGGUCAAGAUUAUGCCGACACUUAAGCGACUCGAUGGCGAACUAUUAGAUUAAUUUUCAAUAUGUUCUUUUGGUAGUCUCUGCAUUUGAUAUCCAGUUCAGUACCCAUCCAUUACCAUAUUAUUGUUAUAAUUUGAGAAUUCUUUUUUUGUUGUAACAUGGGAACUUACAGAAGAUGAUGAUGUAACGUUAAAA